CUUUUUGCUGACUAAAAGACAUAAUUUAUAAUAUAAAUGUGGUCAACUUUCGUACGGGUCGUAUCAGUUCAGUGAGCACUAAAAUGAAAAAAGAUAUUGCAUAUUUUCUUAUUAUAAUCUGGAGCUUUAGUAUAAUUAAUGGUGUGGUUACUGUGAAAGUAAAUGAAUAUCUUGAGAAUCAAUCCAAAGUACUUGAAGACGAAUUGUCCCAACAGGAGAGCGUACAGAAAACAGAUCCCAGGAAUACUUUAACAUCGAUUAUACAAGAAAAAGAUCUUCCAGAAAUCCAUGAAUAUGUAAAAUUCUCGAUUCAGAACAAAACUUAUUUGCUUAUCAAAAAAGACAUUUAUGAACUUGAUAUUCGAGAUUCAGAUAUGCAUUUGCUAUCGCAAAACAUAAGUUUAGAGAGAGCUUCGGAAAGUGAGAUAAUAACUUUUGUAAAGGGAACAGUAUUCAAAAACACCACGUUUAUAAUACUAACAUCUAAACUGAUGGGUGAAGCAUAUAUUUACGUAUCCAGUAACGAUGCGUUCACCUUAGUCGAGACUCUUUUUGUCCCGGAUGCUACAGAUGCUCAUUUUUUCAUUAACAAUAAAAAUUUGUACUUGAUAGUCACUAGUAAUAAAGAAGAUUGCCUAGCAGUUACAUGGGUAUACAAAUGGUUCGGUCUUCAUUUUGAUGAAAUUCAAACGAUCUUUACGACAGGAGCGAUAAAGGUCAAUUCUUUCACUACUCCUAAUGCUGAAAUUAUCGUUAUUCUACAGAAUAAACCCAACAACACAGUACCAUCGCUUGUAUAUGAAUUUAGCAAUAAUGAAAUCAGAAAAAUACAGCACAUACGGACAUUUCAUCCAGUUAAUAUGGAAUUGUAUAUAAGCAAAAAUCGAAACUACCUAAUUAUCUACAACGAAAAUAAACACAAUACAAUUUAUUAUUGGGAUGGAUUUGAAAUUGUGGUUCAAAACAGAUUUAUAACAGACAGUGUGAUUUUAAUAACAACAAUUUUUAAUAUAAAUGAUACAUCACAUUUGGCAGUAGCUUAUAAUGACCAUAUCGAUAUUUACAAUUUAGGUUUGCGAAAUAUUAGAAAGGAAAUGCAAGUAACGUAUAAAUCAAAUUAUUCUAGGAUUUUGGAUGUUAACAUAGGGAUAAAUGACACAAUAUACGUUAUAGGAGAAGACAAUAAAACGAUUAAAAUAAAAUUGUUUGCAACAAAAAUGUCUUUAAUACAAAAAGACUUGACUGCAAUAAGAAGGGAUGAAAUACGGACCUGUUUUAUAAACUUGGAAGGAAAAUUGACCGAAAGAGAAAACUUAUUUACACAAAAAGAUGAUCAGCCUAGUAAAGACAUAUUAAUGGAGAGUUUGCAUACAGAACCUGAAAUUGAAACUCUAACAAAAGAAAUUAAGGAAAAGAUCAACAAUGUAUCAACAUCAGCAGAUCAAUAUACUGUACCUGUCGGCAAUAGUUUGAUCAUUAAUGGCUAUCUAACAGUUAAGGGAAAAGUUUCCGUUGAAAAUAUAAACGUUUCCGACGUGUCUAUUAAAAAAAUUAAUGGAAAAAGGUGGACUCCUGAGCGAUGGUUGAAAUACAAAGAACCCCAAACUAUUAAAGGAGUUAGUAUAAUUAAAUCUUUGACAGCAAAUCACAUGGAAACUACAAGGGACGAUCCAAUAUUUACAGAUAUGUUACUGAAACGUGGAAAUCCGAAUUUUACUGAACCUCUUUUUAUUGAAAAUCUAACAGCUAAUGCUAUGAAUGCCAAAACCAUUAACAGUGUGGAAGUCGAUAAUGUUUAUUCCCAAGCUCGUCCUCAGAAAAUUAAAGGUAUCAAAACGUUUAAAAACCUACAUGUCAUUGAAGCAAGAACAAACUCAAUAAAUGAUGAAAUACCAGACGAUACUUUGUCCGCUGUAGCAAAUGAAGCCCAUUCUCCAAGCAAUUUUGAUUUUGAAAUGGAAAUUGAAAAUUUAGAAGUAGAAUCCAUCAAUGGCGUACCUUGGGAUAAUUUUAAAAAUUCAGUGUUUAGAACAUUUGUUGACAAGGAAAUCAUAGGACCGUUAAAUUUUACAUACAUCAAAGUUACAGACCUGCAUACCACAAACAUUAACAAUAUUUCUGUGGACAGCCUUCUAACAGUAACAACCGACCAAGUAAUUAAUGCAGAUGUUGAAGUUGAAGAAGUAAUUGUUGAGGGUGAUAUUCUUGCAGAAACCGUUAAUGGAAAAGAGUUUACACCAGAGAAUUUAUACUUUAUUAAAAAUGAUGAGGUGGUAACAGAUCCAGUAAGUUUCGCUAAUGUCAUAGUUCGAAAUAACUUAAACCUUUCAGAAAAUUCAUUUGCUUCGUUGGUAGCAAACGAUAGUGAGCGGUUAUUGGGUACAAAUGAAUCUGAUUUCAUGCAAAUAUACAAUGAUAAAGUUACUAUCAAUGGUGAUUUAUUUUUAAAUGUUCUACAAAUAUUCCCGAACACUGAGUUGGUAGUAUCGGAUGAGGUAAUAGAUCCACAUCUUAGCAGAACAUACUGGACCAAAAACACAAUACAGGAAAUCCCAGUAAAACCACAUUUUAAAUCGUUAAAUACACCACAUUUAAUUACGGACUUAUUUAACGGUGUCAAAACUACACAGUUUUUACUAAACGAUAAUACCGAAAAGAUAGAAAGUGAUUUUUCCUUUUCUAAUGUUACUGUUCUUGGCAAUGUUGUACUUGGUGAAGCUGGCUCACAUAUUCCUGAUUUAGAGAAAAUAUCCAGAGAAGCUGUCAAAAGAAGUGGAAGUCAAACCAUACAUGGGAAAAAGAAUUACUUGGACACUCUUAGUAUCGAUGUUCUGGAAACUAAAAUAUUGGGAGAUAUUAACGUUUCUGAUGCCAUAAAUAGCAAAGCAUUAACAAAUGUUACAGGGAGAAAAACGAUCAAGAACUUGAUAGUAGAAGGUGAUAUAGAUUGCAAUCUGAAAAAUAUUAAAUCUAUAAAUGAUGUUGCAUUGGGCAGUAUAAGAGAAAAGUACGUUUUUAUUGAUCAGCCACAUAAAUUUAGCAAUUUGGAUUUCCACAUCCUUAAUGUAACUAAUUUAACAUUAAAAAAUAUCAAUGGCCACGAUUUAACCGUGUACUACUCGCUUGCUGAGUUGUUAAAUAGUACUAAGAUGUUACAUAAUUUAACAAUCAAUGGAAACGUUAGUAUUGACCACAUCAAGAAUAUGUCCUCGCUGAAUGACAUUUCCUAUCAAGAUUUAUUAGAACAUGCACCGCAUAUUGGACAACAUGGAUUUUUGGACAAAAUUAAAUUUUCUAAAGAAAUUAAGGUGGAUAAUUUAAUCGCUUCCUCAAUUAAUGAUUUAGAUCUUAGAAAUAUAACUCAAAGAGUAUUGACUAGACACAGAAAACAGAAAAUAACAGCACCAUUUACUUUUGAAAAUAUCAAAACAGAAAACCUGCUAACCCCACAAAUCAACGACAUCAUGGUCAAGAACAUAUUAAAUACACGCAGUCUAGUACUUCAAACCCUGUCUGUACCAAACGGAACAAUAUUCUCUGAAGUGGUACUUCAAUCUAUCAACGCUUCCACAUUUAGUCCUUGUAGUAUUGAAUCUAUAAGACAAGAAUUAGCUGAUCCUCCGACUCAGAAAUGGACCAAAGUUGAAAUAAAAGGAAACGUUACUCUGCUCGACGAAAAAUCGAUUUUGUACCGAGUCUUUGAGAAGGCUGUAAACCUGGAUUUUCGCAAUGUUAUUCAUGCACCAGUUAAUAUUUCUGAAAGUGUGUUAUUAACCAAUCUUAACACAGUAAAACCCAUUAAUGGAACCGAAAUCCUGGAUUUAUUGGAAGAUGCAGUGCUAUCAGAAUCAAAUGAACCACAGACAAUUACCGGCCAGAAACAUUUCCUUAAUUUGCGAGCUAAGAAUGCUAUCGUAUUAGAUAAUAUAGAUGCGGUCUUUAUCAAUGACGAGGAUAUUUCUUUACUUAACGAUGCCAUUGUAGAUAAGAAUGAAAAGAAUGUAUUGGUUAGAGGAAUGAAGACAUUCUUUUCAGGUCUACAAACUAACACAUUUCAUACCGAACGUAUUUUAAAUACAGAUCCUGAAAAUAUAGUACAUUUGGAUAAACCUAGAAUUAUCAAGGAAGCAAUAUUUGAUAGAGUAGCAGUGGAAAACAAUUUGAAUAUUAACUUUUACGAUAAACACAACUUUACAGAUGCAAUGCUCAAUAGAUUAGUUAUAGAUGGAAACACUUCUCAAGUAGCACAAGGAACGUAUUACUUCGAUAAUCUGGAUAGUGACAACUUCAUUACGCCGUUUAUUAAUGGUAUUCCAAUCAAUGACAUAAUUUUUGACCUAAGAGUCCAAAAUAUAUCAGGAAACAAACAUUUUAUUCGACCCAUUCGAAUAUCUGGCAAUGUCUCCAUUGAUUUUAUAAAUGGUGCAAAUGUAACUGAGCGCUUUGAGAAUGCAAUACCACUUGAAGGACCCGUAAUUAGUAAUGGAAAUGUUACAAUUCUUUUACCAACUAGCAAUAAUGGUUCAAUUCAAGCAGAAUUUAUAAAUGGACAACCUGUUGCACGAAUUAACAACAUACUAUCUUCGAGUGAUAGGAGACUUGAAAUGGAAGAAAUAUUCAGCAUGAAGACUGAGUUGGAAACAAUGGUCAAAAAGAUGGUCCCGUUAGUUAAAAGACUUUCGGAAGAAUUCAUGUAUUUAGAAAAGUCAGAUGCAUUGCAAGUAGAAAUGCCCAAUUCUCUUAGAGCUUCUUCUAUUGUAUCUGCCGAAGACGAGAUUGUAAUUCUCAUUAAUGGAUUUAAAUCGGGUUCAUAUUGUGGACUGCCAAACAAUUGCUCAUGUGCCGUACAGUCUUCCAUAGUAAUAUCUCCUCAUUCUUCGGUCAACGUGUUUCCCAAUUCAGGCGUCCAAAGAUUUUUCAGCUAUGAUGACGGAAACACCACAAUCAACUUCAUUACCAAUAGUGUCAGUACUAGUUCUCACUGUAGAACUAAUAAAGACAACUUAAUAAAUGAAAUAUCAAUUAUGACCUGGACAACAAAGACUAGAGGAAACAAGAAAGGCUCUUUCUAUCAAUAUAAUACAUUUUUUACUGGUUAUAUAAGUAAAGUGGACUUUUUUACACUAAAUGACAAAACUUAUGCGGUUAUUGGAAGAUACUAUGAUCCAAUUCUUGAUAGCUACGAUUUGGACUGUACGAUUAUUCAGAUUAGUGAAGACAAGACCCACGCUUUAGAGAUCCAAAGAAUACGCACCAAAGGAGUUAUAGAAGUAUACCUGAUGCAAACUGCACAAGGCGUGGUACUAGUUCUAGGAAAUCAGAUACCAAAUGACGUACAUCAUGAAAAUGAAUUUACAAAUAUUUAUAGGUUCAAUCCAAAUACAGAACAGUUUAUAUUUAUGCGAACGAUACCAUCUUUUGGAUGUUCCACUGCCACUGGUAUAGUAUUGGGUACGGAUAGUUUGCUAGCCCUAGCUCAUAGCGAAGCCCCAGUGCAAGUAUUAAAAUAUUAUCCUGAAUUUGAUAAUUAUUAUUUCUAUCAAAGUUUUCCCUUAGAGGAUCAUGCUAUAGGAAUAUCAUCAUUUUACACAAAAGGAAUCGACAUAACUGAAGCUUACCUUUGUAUAGUGACUUCAAGUGAACGAUACUAUAUUUAUUCGUAUAGGUAUUUGGAAGGAUUCAAGCUUAAAUGUAGUGGUGUAAUAGAAGGGCUUACAAAUAUUAUUCCUUUGAACUAUAACAAGCAGCUUUAUCUAUUUGCAGGAUCAGCCAAAAGCAGUUCUCUAUUGACGGUUGUAAAAAGUGGAUCAGAUUAAUCUUUUCGAUUUUUUCAAGUAAUACCAGUGCUCAUAAAUCGUCAAACAAUUUUUAGUUACAAAAUAUAACACCUGAGAUAUAAGUUUUGCCAGAAGUAUUAAAUAAUGUGAUUGAUUAAACACAUUUUUUUUAAAGUCACCUGUAGGUAAUUGUAAUUAUUACAGUGUGAAUUGUGUGAAGUGGCUUUAAAUAAAACUAAAUUUUGUAAAAUAUCCCUAAGUUGUCUACCUAAUACUUUGAUGCAUAUAAUAUAAGAACUGAGGAAACCCCUGACUAGUUCUGACAUAAAAUUUUUUGACGAAUAAAAUUUGCUUCAAGUAAAAAAACUAUAUACGACAACAAUAGCCCAAAUCUUCAUUUUUUAAGAAUAUUUUUAAUAAAAAUCGUUGUUCUUAAUCUUGUUGUAAUUGCUGUCUACUAUUUUAAAUUUUGUUUGAAUAUAAUCUUUUUAGAAAAAUUUAAAUAAUAAAAAUAAAUGUUUUAGUAAAAAUUGUUAGGCAAUGAUUAUUGUUGAUUUUUUAUUGUUUACUGUUAUUAUUUGUUAUUUUUUAUCGUUAAAAUUUAUAAAAAGCUAGUUAAUAUAUAUGUAUGUAGGUAUAUAAUUAUAUUAAUUAAUUAUCUAUUUUACCAUUUUAAUUUAUUAAAGUA
Molecule: messenger RNA, 6465 nt
Organism: Diabrotica virgifera virgifera (western corn rootworm)
Lineage: Eukaryota; Metazoa; Arthropoda; Insecta; Coleoptera; Chrysomelidae
Gene: fs(1)M3
Exons: 31
Coding region: 84-5816 (1910 amino acids)
Cellular component (GO): cell surface
Molecular function (GO): protein binding; heparin binding
Source: RefSeq, a predicted model, not a curated record